Xenopus tropicalis (tropical clawed frog) is the source of this 2221-nucleotide messenger RNA. It is a transcript of the gene bdh1b, whose product is annotated as 3-hydroxybutyrate dehydrogenase, type 1 B. The record is from RefSeq and is a predicted model, not a curated record. The coding region runs from base 126 to 1217 and encodes 363 amino acids. NCBI's taxonomy places the organism in Eukaryota, Metazoa, Chordata, Amphibia, Anura, Pipidae. The transcript is spliced from 5 exons.
CAGUGGCUGAACGAAGCCUGGAAGAGGCGGGACGCUGCUGCCUCGGAAGUGAAGAGAAGCUCCUGGCCCCUCCCCCACUGUAUAUCAGGGGCAGCAGUAACGCAGUGCUAAGGGAGAGCGCAGUCAUGGGGUUCCGUGUUACCUGUGCCAGGGCGGUGCUGCUGGUGCUCCUAUCCCUCGGCCUCACCCUAGCUCUUGGCUUCGCACUCCCGGAGGCGCUAAAGCUCAUCUUCAGGAUUUUGGGGUUCCCCAGUGACAGUGUGACACAUGGCAUUGUGCUGCUGUACGUGGUGUUUGUGCUGUGGCUUGCCAUGCCAGCUAUACCCAGGGGCAGUCUGCCAGUCGAGGGAAAGGAGGUGCUGAUCACAGGCUGUGAUACUGGAUUUGGAUUUGCUUUGGCAAAGCACUUGCAUAAAUUAGGAUUUACAGUAUUUGCUGGGUGUUUGUUAAAAGAUAAAAAUGGAAAUGGAGCCGAAGAGCUACAAGGAAUGCAGUCUGAUCGCAUGCAUGUUUUCCAACUGAAUGUCUGCAAUGAGGAAGAGGUUGCCAAAGCAGUUGAGUUUGUCAAACAGCAUCAAGAGAAUCCAGAAAAAGGUUUGUGGGGAGUGGUUAACAACGCUGGCAUCUCUACAUUUGGAGAUGUGGAAUUCACAACUUUGGAUAAAUAUAAAGAGGUUAUGGAUGUUAAUCUGUGGGGAACUGUAAGAAUAACAAAAGCAUUCUUGCCUCUUAUCCGUCAAGCUAAAGGGCGGGUGGUUUGUGUGGGAAGCACACUUGGAAGAAUGUGCAAGCCGUCACGCUCUUGUUACAGCAUAUCCAAAAUUGGAGUUGAAGCGUUCACAGGUUGCCUGAGACAAGAGAUGUACCAAUGGGGUGUAAAGGUCAUUAAUAUUGAAGCUGGAAACUUUAUUGCUGCCACCGAGCUUUUCACCAAGGAAGGCGUUGAGAAACGAGGUGAAGAAAUGUGGGAGGAAGCCUCAGACCUAGUGCGUGCUGAUUAUAGAAAGACUCAUCUCGUGCAUCAGGUGACCAGGAUGAAGUCCAUUGUUGGUUGUGGCACAAAAGAAACAACUGAUGUUCUAAAUGCCAUAACAGAUGCCUUGAGAUCUAAAUUUCCAUACACACGCUAUACCCUCGCAGACACCUAUUCGUGGAUAGAGUUUCAGAUUAUGUCUCACCUUCCCACUGCUAUUGCAGACUGGAUUUACAUUUCCUGACACAGUUUUAAUCUUUUUCUUAUUGUGUUUUUUUUUUUUAUUGGAGUGUCUCUCUUUCAGAAUCUAAUAUAUAGUGCCCAACCAUUUCUCUUCCUCUCAAGUUCCUGCUUCAUGAAGGUUAAAUACUUAGCCUAUUAUAAGGUACCAUCCAAUCUGCACUUUUCCAGCUUCUUCUGAACCACAACUUACAGCAUCUCUCAAAGGUCAAAUGGGGACAAGGAAUUUUAGUACAUGAAUGUGAAUGUAUGAGGAGAACCCUGCUAGAGGGAGACAGCAGGCACACAGUGGGCCAUAUUUAUAAAGCUGUGUAAGAUGUUUAUGCCUAAAACUCACAUCACUGUUCUUAACACCAGAACUUUACAACCUGAUACACAUUUUGCCAACAUUGAUUACACAGCUUUAUAAUUACUUGUGACUUCACACUGCUUUAAGCUAAAGAUUUAUUUUUACACACCUUUAUAAAUAUAGCCUUAUUUGCUGAAGAUGCAAUACAGACCAUAUGCUUUAUUCUGGCUGUUCACACUUAAUUGGUUAGAUUCAAUUUAAGGAAAUAAACUCAUCUCACGGGUUUCCUUAGGCUACAAUGUGUUACAAGUUUUCAUAAGAUAACAUUUUCAUCUCAGAUUGAAUCUAACCCUGUCUUCUUGUCAAGAAAGUAUAUUAUGGUGGGUGAAUGUUUGCAUUUAAAUAAAAUUAGGGUAUUUUUAAAAAUAUAAUUUAAAAAAAGCCAUGUUAACAGCUUUACCAUUGCAGAAAUGUUAAUAGAAUCUGAUAUUAGAAAUUAUGGAAAAUAAUAAUAUAUACUUUAAGUGGAAUAACUAUAUAAUUUGUGUAUGUAAGCUUUGCAGCUGAAUGUUACAACAGCAAGACACACUGGAAACUGUAAAUGUUUGCACUGAAAAGCCAUAUUUGUGGGAAUCGUAGGUAUCUGCAGUAUGAAUACUUUUUCUGCUUUGGCACAGCCUGUCAGAAUUUUUGCUUCAGUAACAGGACUUUAGGUUGUA